Messenger RNA from Prorocentrum cordatum, 368 nucleotides. The record is from the annotation of a GenBank genome assembly. Lineage: Eukaryota; Dinophyceae; Prorocentrales; Prorocentraceae.
GGGGCGCUCCGUGCUCUGGCCCGAGGGUGGCACAGAGGACCUGCGCGCGGCGCGCGCGCGCUCCCGGCGCGCGCGCACUCGCGGAGGUCUGCGCCCACGCGGGGUCCAGCGCUGCCCCCGUCUGCUCGCGGAGGCCGCCCGUCGGGCCACCGUGCACGGGCCGCCGGGAGCCAGGCCUACGAGGCCAGCGCCUGCAGCGAUGCCCGCCGCAUGGUCACCCAGAUCAGCGUCGACAGGUGCAGCAGGGUCGACGUUUGGCAAGGUGGCCAUCGUCGACGCGAACAACUGCAAGGAUUGCACGGCCUGGGCCGAGUGGCUACAGCUCGCGGAGGCCCCCGUCGACCGGCUCUUCUACGGGGAGGAGAAGG